AUGCAGUCAGCUUCUUCAUCACAGAUGCCAGCAAGCACUGCUGCUGUAGUCAAGCGCUCCGGAAAGCUUUACAACACCUACACGGAAGCUUACCUUGCCGCUUUAAGCAAAUCAAAUGGACGCUUUUACAAGUGUCUUUCUGUAGUGUCAAUUGCAUUUGCUGUUCUAUUCCAAAUGCGAUUCGGUUCCCCUUCGGUACUCAUUGAUCUCGUCUCUUGGAGAACAUUGCUCUUUUCGUGUGUGCUGUUUAUCACAGGCUCUGUUGUUUCUCUCAUUCGUAAUAUGACAUAUACAGUCUUCGAGCCCACAUACCCUAGCGCCCUUGCCGAAAUGAUUAUCAAUUGGACAUCUUUGGAUAACAUACUUCUCUUCGUCAUUCACUCUGCCCUCAAUAUCUUUGUUGUUCGCUAUUACUUUUCUUGGGUGAUGGAUGAGAAGUAUACUCAUGAUCUCCUGUUGCAACCGCCAGGCCAUUAUUCAGGUGCACGUCAGUUGAAUCAAGAGAACAUUUUCAUUACUGUGUAUUGCAUCAUUCUCGCCUUUGGCUACACUGCCCGUUAUGUUGCCAGAAGAUCCAACGUCGUCAAGAUCAAUAACGUUCAGCAACCCUUCUUUGAAGAGGUCAAGACAAGCUUUGCAACUGUGCUCUGUACCUCUGCCAUGACAGCCAUCAACUACUUGAUUGUAGCCUGUAUCACUUAUUGCUUCUUUAAGGGCUCCAUCUACUACUGUUUGGCUCGUUUCUUUGGUAUUUACAAUAGAGUCUUGGAUACGCCUAUUGCUGGCUAUAGUUGGUUCAGUUUGCACCUCUUUUUGCGCUUGAUUGUCGCUGGAACUGCCACCAUGUGCACAUUCAAUAUUACCAAUCGCAUCUAUGAUGCUGCUUAUUCCUUUACCCUCCCCGUCAGCGAUCAAUGUGUAAACCAAUUCGACGGCCUUGUUGAUGGUCUUUCCGAAACCAAGAUCAACGCCAAAGUAGCCGCCUUUUCAGAGCUCGCUGCACUCGCCACCAAAAGCCCAGAAAAACGUGGAGAAUUAUACCGUACCGUUGGAAAAGAGCUGCAAGACAAUGCUUGGUACAAGAUUAUGGAUCAAUGCUUCAAGGUCAUCAAUGAAUUGAGAACAGCCAUUGACGUCGAGUACAAUGGCGUUAAGCCUGUCGAAACGCCUGUUCCUGUCAACAAGCCAGUAGAGCCACAACAAGUGCGCAAUCGUCUGGAAAUUUCGAAUGCAAAUAUCUUUGCCUCCACAGCAAAGCAAAUGGAAUUGUUGGACGACAGAACAAGCACACUUUUCACUGACAUUGCUGAACAUGUGGAAACUGUGCCACCUUCAAUGAAUACCGUCUCAGUAUACACCAACCAUGUUUGGCUCAAGCUCAAAAAGACUCAAAUCAUUGAGAUGUUGCAGCGGUUAGAAUUACAAGUGGGCUGUGCAGGUUAUUUCAGUGCAUUGUACAUGGACAGUGCCACUCGUCGUGUCCAAACCGUCUUUAACAAAUAUCAGCUGGUAGUUUGGGCUAUUCAAUCGCUUGGUACAUUGACUGCUGCCUCUGUGAAAGAAGAUCCUUAUGGCUUUGUGCAAAACGACCUUACUGCUGUGCUCAACCAAUUGUUGGGAUGUCUAGUGGAAGUAGAGCAUUAUCUUGAAGCACCACCCGCUCAAUACAGUAAAUGGCUGAAGGAUAGCAAUGCCGUGAUUGAGGAAUCAGAGGCUGUUGUGUUGGCACUGCGUGAAGCCAUCUACCAAAUUAGAGUAGCAUUUGAUGAAUAUACGCGUGCAAUCCAGAUCGAUAGAAAGUAUGGUGUAAAGUGGGAGAGAUUCUUGAGCUACCAAGAGUGA
Molecule: messenger RNA, 1842 nt
Organism: Mucor velutinosus
Lineage: Eukaryota; Fungi; Mucoromycota; Mucoromycetes; Mucorales; Mucoraceae
Exons: 9
Coding region: 1-1842 (613 amino acids)
Biological process (GO): nuclear pore organization
Cellular component (GO): nuclear pore transmembrane ring; spindle pole body
Molecular function (GO): protein-macromolecule adaptor activity
Source: RefSeq, a predicted model, not a curated record